This is a messenger RNA of Ambispora gerdemannii, 1896 nucleotides long. NCBI's taxonomy places the organism in Eukaryota, Fungi, Glomeromycota, Glomeromycetes, Archaeosporales, Ambisporaceae. The record is from the annotation of a GenBank genome assembly.
AUGACCGAUCCGCUUUCAAAUGAAAUUGAAAAGUGUCUCGAGCUUCUCGGCCCUUCUACCUCUGACGAGGAAAAGUUUGUGGCCCUCAUGUUAUUACCACGCCUCCUCCAGCAGGACCCGAAUAACGUCAAAGUAGUUUUCGAAGCCAUGGAUUUCAAGUUCCUGGAAAGACUCUUGAGAACGAAAAGCUCAACCACCUCAGAAGUAUCCGAAACAACCUUAAAAGCGAUAGCUGUUCAGAUAAUAUACUGUUUUUGUGGUUUGGAUGAACUGUUAUCAAAAAAGCAAUUGUUUACACGAAUUCCUUCUCUAGCAAAUUCGAUAACACCGAAUGAUAAUAAUGAAAUGACCAAAGAUAUCUUGAAGAUCUUUAUGAGACUAUCGUCAGUGCAAGAUGCAUUGAUUCGAAUGACAGAAACAAAAACACUUUCCAAAAUACUUUUAUGCGUAACUUCUAGCCAGGAUGAGGAGGUGAAAAACUUGGGGUUACUAGUUAUUCGCCAUAUUGCACACGGUAUCUUGACUAUAUUAGCCAAAGAAGAAAAAUUCCAAAAUACGAUUUCGCUGGAAGAUACUUUGUCUCCGAUCCUUUUUGGACUGUCUUCUUCAUUUCGUAUUAAUCAAAUUCAACUGAAAUUUGAUAUUCUUGAAACCCUUACUGAGAUUUUUUCCAAUUUUCCUGAACAGGGAAACAUUAAUUUUAAACCACAACAAUCGACUAUUUGGCUACAGAAUAUGAGGUUUGGCUUGCGUGAAAUCUUAAGCAGUAGAAUUGGCCCACAACAACGUGACAUGGCACUCUCGCUUAUUCACCAUUUGUUAUUUCAUUUUGGUGCUGAAUGGUUAUUUGCAUCACCCGGAAAACCAGAAAGUAAAGACACGAAAUUCGGCGCUUUGGUUGUCCAACUUGCUUGUGUGGAGAUUCGCCUGAUUUUAGAUGAACUAGCGGAACAACAAUCAAAAAAUAACAUAGAUAUAAACUCGCGACAUGAGCAAACGCUACCAGCCUGUUAUUUUAUUUUGGAGAAAACUAUCGAAUAUCUAUCACAAAUAUCUGAAGGUGACGAUGAAGAGAGUGCGAUGGCAACAUUUGCCAGUAAUUUUGAUCCUGAUCUGUUGUUGCGUCUGCGGAGUACUAUGACAGAAACAUUCCGUAUAAUUCUCGAGUAUCUAAUAGAUGUUAAGAAUGGCCUGGUCUCUAUCGAACAAGCUGCACAUGAUUCAACAAUUCUUGCUAGCAUUCGAGUACUAUCAGCUUGGCUGUCCGAAGAAGAUUCACUAGAAAAAGAAGUUAGCUCAAUAAUGCCUCUAUUUAUUGAUUUAGCUCGUUAUAGAUUAAAAAAUAAUAUGGAUUCAAGUCUAUUAAAUAUUCUCACGCCUGCUUUCUUGAAUCUCACAUCACAAGAUGCCCCACGUGAAGCAUUUAUCGAUCACAAUGGACAGGAUAUUCUGUUCACUCAUAUAACCAAAACUUGGCCAAAUUUUCUGAUCAAUGACUUUGAGACGAAUUAUAACAAUCUUCUUGGUCCAUUGCAAAUUUUACUGAAUCUUCUUGUCGCCGAAAGAGAAAAUUUUAUCGCGCCGAAUGAAAAUGAAAUCUGGGAAAUCGUCAAAAUUGGGGAACAAAUUGUUCAAGUUUUUGGUUCGAAAUUAAAAUCAGAAGGUUAUCCACCAUCUAUGGCAAAUCAAAUGAUUCUUAUAGCGAAUACAUUGUUAUUUUGCCUUUUAGUGAUCUCGUCAACUGAACAAUUUGAUUUAACGGAGAAAGCAACGGCAGAGAAUAUAACUCGACUUGCCGUUAAUUUCUAUCAAGACAAAAAGAAAUUAAUGUCCGAACCGAGCAUUUUGAGACAAAUUGAGGAAUUAGUCUUCUUGGGUGAAAGAAUUGUGAAGUGA